Molecule: messenger RNA, 723 nt
Organism: Sycon ciliatum
Lineage: Eukaryota; Metazoa; Porifera; Calcarea; Leucosolenida; Sycettidae
Exons: 2
Coding region: 1-723 (240 amino acids)
Source: RefSeq, a predicted model, not a curated record
AUGGACAAGGAGAUUGUGCAGGCAGAAUUCGAACUAACAAAUGAUCAACUGGAGCGCUGCGUACCAGUGAGUGAUGCCAAGAGGGAUACGUGCCAAGCAGCGUUGGCGAAUCUUGCAGAGGAGUUUAGUAACAGUAAAGCAGAUAAAGCCGAUUAUCCCCUCAACGACAAGCAUAUGGCAGCCAUCAGGAAAAUAAAGAACGACAAAGAUAUAAUAAUCAGCAGGCCGGACAAAGGGAAUGGAGUGGUGAUAAUGCAGCGAAGUGAUUACAAUGACAAGAUGAAUGCUAUUCUGGCUGAUGCAUCGAAGUUUCAACUCUUGGGACCGACGGAAACGCAUGACCGCACUUACCUGGAUGAACGCGCCUUGCAGGCAUACCUAUUGCGAUACAAAAAGGCUGGUAAAAUACUCAAUAUAGAUUACGACCGGAUCCGACCCGUUGGCUCGUGCCGACCUGUGCUCUAUGGCGUACCGAAAAUACAUAAGAAAGACGUGCCACUUAGACCAAUCCUGUCCAUGAUCAAUGCUCCCCAACACGAAAUGGCCAAGUGGCUAGCUGAAUUACUAAAGCCAGUCCUGAUUAAAUAUUCCGCCCACGCAACUGAGGAUACUUUCGAGUUCGUGGAUGACGUAAAGGAAUUUGGCCAGCAGCAGGCAGAGAACUCUGGAUCGCUGUUCCUGUGCUCUUUCGAUGUCAAUGAAAGUGCAGUGACUGUGAAGUAG